CAGUCCUCGAUUGAAUUUCGUAGACCACAGUCUACAGAAAGCAACCCACGACCCACAAUGGCAAGCAAUCAAGUCGCACUCAUCCUCGGAGCUGGCCCACGAGUAGGAACCGCAGUCGCGAAAAGCCUCUCCUCGAAGGGUUACGCGGUCGCAGUUACAUCAAGGAGAGGCACUGGCAGCAAAGACGCCAAUGGAUUCGUGUCUUUGAAAGCCGAUUUCAGCGACCCAAACAGUAUCCCGACACUGUUUCGAGACGUCGAGACCCAUCUCGGUUCCCCUCCAAGCGUGGUUGUGUACAAUGCUGCAGGAAUGACGCCCCCGCCCGAUAAAGACAGCGUGCUCUCCAUUCCAGCGGAUCGGUUUGCCGCAGACCUCACGAUCAACACCAUCAGCUCUUACGUCGCUGCCCAGGAAUGCAUUAAGGCUUGGGAAAGGCUUCCGAAAGAGACGAAGAAGACGUUUAUUUAUACUGGCAACGUGCUGAACACAGUCGUCUUGCCCGUCCCGAUGAUGGUGACCUUGGGUGUUGGGAAAUCGGCUUCGGCGUACUGGAUCGGCGUUGCGGACGCGACGUACUCGGCUCGCGGACAUCGCUUUUUUUACGCCGACGAGCGUCACGCAGACGGGAAGAUGAAAGGUAUGGAUCUCGAUGGUCCUGCCCAUGGCGAAUUCUAUGCCCAGCUGGCCGACCACCCGGCAGAUGUACCAUGGCAUGCGACAUUCCUCAAGGGCAAGGGGUAUGUCAAGGCGUAGAAGCUCAUCAUAGCUCUAGACCAUCUCUUAGCAUCAUGUAUGGAGUUUGAUUUGGGAGCAACCUCGCC
Messenger RNA from Neohortaea acidophila, 821 nucleotides. RefSeq lists its product as uncharacterized. NCBI's taxonomy places the organism in Eukaryota, Fungi, Ascomycota, Dothideomycetes, Mycosphaerellales, Teratosphaeriaceae. The record is from RefSeq and is a predicted model, not a curated record. Bases 58 to 753 code for a protein of 231 amino acids. The transcript is spliced from 2 exons.